Molecule: messenger RNA, 1242 nt
Organism: Macrosiphum euphorbiae (potato aphid)
Lineage: Eukaryota; Metazoa; Arthropoda; Insecta; Hemiptera; Aphididae
Source: the annotation of a GenBank genome assembly
AUGAUACCAAACAAUCCUGCUCCAACUCAAAAAACAAAAGUUAUGAAUCAAAAUCUUGUAGAAGUCUCUAACUCUAGACCGGUUGAGCAGGUGCCGGUUGUACGACAGCAAAUUAAUUUACGACCACCUCGAUUUCAGAUACCCUGUAAGUCUUAUACAUCAACAAGACCAAAUCAAUUACAACCUAUUGUUGAAACCUCAAGUACAGCUAUACAAUUUGAAAACUUUCCAUUCUUUAAGAUAUUACAACAAUUAUCAAAGCCUAUACAAUUCGAGACUGGGUCUUCCAAUAUGACUCAAAUAUUAAAUGUACCAGAUUAUAUUAAACAUUCUGUUUUUGAAUCAUGGAAUAUUGACAGACAAGAAUAUAAAAUUCAAAUAAUUUUAAUAUUACAACAAAUUGAAGUUAAUGAAAAUGUUAAUAAACGUUUACCUUAUAAUAUUACAGUUUCUGUAAAUGGACAUCAAUGUAGUUUACGGCAAAACAAUGAUCCUAUAGAUAUUACUCAACAAAUAAAUUUAACUUGUUUACCGCAUAGAUUAGAAAUUACAUGGUCAGAAGAACCACUCAAAUAUAUGGGUUGUGUUUGUAUGGCCCAAAAAUUGACUUGGAAGGAUCUGCUUGUAGAACUUGAAAAAAGACCCAAAUGUGCCUCUGAUAAAACUAAAGUACUUAUUAAAAAAUCAAUGGGAAAUGAUGACGAUAUGCUUGUAGAUUCCCUGGUUGUUUCUAUUAAGGAUCCACUAUCUAAAUUAAGAAUGAAACUUCCUGCUCGAGGUGUAGACUGUAUGCAUUUAGAGUGUUUUGAUGCAAUACAAUUCUUAAAGAUGAAUGAACAAAAGCAAACAUGGAAAUGCCCAUUAUGUAGAAACAAAAUUAAAUUUGAAAACAUUGUAAUAUGUGAAUAUUUUUUAAAGAUACUUCAAAGUAAAGAUCUAAUAGAAGAAUGUGAUAAUGUUUUUUUUUUCAAAGAUGGCACAUGGUCUGUGAGAAAAAAUAGAGAAUUUUCAAAAAUAUCUAGAAUAAAUGCCUGUAGAUCUACAAACAAUAUAGAAGAAUUUACAUUGUCAGAUUCUGAUGAUGAAGAUAGUAAUAGGAACCUAGAUAAUGUUGAUAAUGAUGAAAUUAUUCUAAAAACAAAACGUUUUAAAAAUAAUGGAAGUAGUACUGUAGAAACAAAUAAUAGACAUCAAGUAAAAGAUAAAUCAAAAACGGUUUUAUGUGUUAUAACAUUAGAUUGA